AUGUCAAACCCUGUUACUUUACACUUAAGAGCUGAAACCAAGCCAUUGGAAGCUAGAGCUGCUUUAACUCCAUCAACUACUAAGCAAUUGAUAGAUGCUGGCUUCAAAAUAUACGUUGAAAAGAGCUCGCAAUCAACAUUUGCUGCUGACGAAUACGAGAAGGUCGGUGCUACUAUUGUACCAGAAGGAUCUUGGAAAGAAGCUCCUAAAGACAGAAUAAUCUUUGGAUUAAAAGAAUUACCAGAAAAUGAAACAUUCCCAUUAGUACAUGAACAUAUCCAAUUUGCUCACUGUUAUAAAGAUCAAGCUGGAUGGAAAGAUGUCUUGAGAAGAUUCCCAGAAGGCAAAGGUACUUUAUACGACUUAGAAUUUUUGGAAAAUGAUCAAGGUAGAAGAGUUGCUGCAUUCGGUUUCUACGCAGGUUUUGCUGGUGCUGCCAUUGGGGUAAUGGACUGGGCUUUCAAACAAACCCACUCUGAUGAUGAAAAUAUACAUGGCGUCACCCCAUACCCAAAUGAAGACGAAUUAAUCGCAGAUGUUAAAAAGGUAUUAGAUGAAGCAUUGAAGAAGAAUGGUGGUGAAUAUCCAAAAUGUUUAGUUAUUGGUGCUUUAGGUAGAUGCGGAUCUGGUGCCCUUGACUUCUUCAAGAAGGUUGGUAUUCCAGAUGAAAAUCUUAUCAAGUGGGAUAUGAAAGAAACCGCUAAAGGAGGACCAUUCAGAGAAAUUGUUGAUUCUGAUAUUUUUAUUAACUGUAUCUAUUUAUCUCAACCAAUUCCUCCAUUUGUUGACUACGAUAGCUUAAAUGUACCAGACAGAAAAUUGAGAACUAUUGUUGAUGUCUCUGCUGAUACUACUAAUCCCCAUAACCCAAUCCCUGUCUAUAGUAUUGCAACUGUAUUCAAUGAUCCAACAGUUCCAGUUGAAACCACCGCUGGUCCAAAGUUGUCUGUUUGCUCAAUUGACCACUUACCAUCUUUAUUGCCAAGAGAAGCCUCCGAAUUCUUUGCUAAAGACUUAAUGCCUUCUUUGUUAGAUUUGCCUAAUAGGGAUACCUCUCCUGUGUGGGUCAGAGCUAAGCAAUUAUUUGACAAACACGUUGCCAGAUUAGAUUAA
Molecule: messenger RNA, 1113 nt
Organism: Debaryomyces fabryi
Lineage: Eukaryota; Fungi; Ascomycota; Pichiomycetes; Serinales; Debaryomycetaceae
Gene: LYS1
Product: saccharopine dehydrogenase (NAD+, L-lysine-forming)
Exons: 1
Coding region: 1-1113 (370 amino acids)
Cellular component (GO): cytoplasm
Molecular function (GO): saccharopine dehydrogenase (NAD+, L-lysine-forming) activity
Source: RefSeq, a predicted model, not a curated record